This is a messenger RNA of Camellia sinensis, 462 nucleotides long. The record is from RefSeq and is a predicted model, not a curated record. NCBI's taxonomy places the organism in Eukaryota, Viridiplantae, Streptophyta, Magnoliopsida, Ericales, Theaceae.
AUGCUUGUGAUAGCUAUACUUAUUGCCACCGCAACAUAUCAAGCCGUGCUUAGCCCUCCAGGUGGUGUUUGGCAAGAUGAUUCUCUGUCCAGUAACAACAAUGGGACAGAUACUGCCAAACCACAUAUUGCUGGACAAGCAGUCAUAGGUUCAAAGAAUAUGGUCUCGUUUGGCUUGUUUAUCUUUUUCAACUCAGUAGGGUUCUUCACCUCUCUCAGCAUGAUCUAUGUUCUCACAAGUGGAUUCCCUUUGCAAUUGGAGUUGCAAGUUUCAAUGUGUGCGCUCAUAAUAACAUAUGACACUUCUAUGACUUUCGUGACAGCUAAUAAUGUCUUGUCUGUGUUAUUUACUGUUGUUUCCAUUGCCUUGCCAUUAGUGAUACCUAUUGCAACCAUGGUGGCAAGGAACUACCUCAAAUGGCCAAGAGUUGCAUUGCAAUGUACAAGCCUACAAAGUGCUUGA